AUGAAGGUUGAGGAUGCCAACAGUGAAGGUAUCCGUGGUUGGGGCUGUACACCCCCCGGGGAGCCUCCCCCGGCUGCUGUGACCACCUCCACCACUGUCACUACAUCACCACCCGGCUGUCUACCACCUGCCGUCACACGAGGAUGGAGACGGAACGCGCUGUACGGAAUCAUAGUGUUCCUCAUCAUACUCGUAUUUCUUAACAUCGCUUUGACGUUGUGGAUUAUAAGUACAUUGAAACUGAGCGCGAGAGGUAUAGGACCGAUCACUAUCAUCAGGGAGGGGAUCCGUCUGGAUGGACAGGCUUGGUUCCUCGACAACCUGAUCGCCUCCACGCUGUCCUCACAAGCGGGUCAACCGCUCACUCUACACUCAUAUCGCAAUUUCACUAUCUUAGUGUCCGAUGAGAAUCACAAGGAAGCAUCAAAACUAUUCUUGAAACGAGACAGCCUGGAGUGCAGUGGCCGUUCGUUCCACGUGAGGGACGCUCGCGGUGAGGAGGUGUUCCACGCGUCUCGUGAGGAGGUGCGGGUGUCCUCGGAGACUCUGUCCGUGACCGGCGCGGGCGGGCUGGCCGUGAGGGGAGCCCUACAGACACCGGCAGUACGAGCACCGCCCGCUGCAGACUUACAGUUGGAGUCACUGACGAGGCGGCUCGACCUGCGAGCCCCGCAGUCCAUCCACCUGGAGAGUAGAGCGGGGAGUAUCGACAUCACGUCACACAGCAACAUACAGCUAGACUCAGUGGUCGGAGCGAUUAAGAUCGACGCUCCAAACAUCAUAAUAAGCAAUCUAAAGGAAGCCAAAGUCGCAGACAGUCCCGCUAAGAACAUGAGGAAGAAGGUGUACCAGCUGUGUGCUUGUGGCUCGGGGAAGCUGUUCCUGGCGCCCUCGGACGGGAGGUGUAGUGUGGAGGAAGACGACCAAGAACUCUGUAGAUGA
This is a messenger RNA of Danaus chrysippus (African queen), 942 nucleotides long. Lineage: Eukaryota; Metazoa; Arthropoda; Insecta; Lepidoptera; Nymphalidae. The record is from the annotation of a GenBank genome assembly.